Neocloeon triangulifer is the source of this 1384-nucleotide messenger RNA. Its product is annotated as mediator of RNA polymerase II transcription subunit 30-like. Lineage: Eukaryota; Metazoa; Arthropoda; Insecta; Ephemeroptera; Baetidae. Gene Ontology annotation, biological process: positive regulation of DNA-templated transcription. The transcript has 7 exons. The coding region runs from base 145 to 1140 and encodes 331 amino acids. The record is from RefSeq and is a predicted model, not a curated record. Gene Ontology annotation, cellular component: mediator complex. Gene Ontology annotation, molecular function: transcription coregulator activity.
AAACUUCGUUCGCUCUUCCAUCCCAUUGGUUACUUCUAAAGCCGGCUCGGCUUGUGUUUACAUCAACAAGCAAGCGAGAUGACUGAAAUGAAAUUUUCUUCUGAAAUUGUUUAAAAUCGAAAAUCGUUGACUGACGUGCUGUGAAUGGCAGGCCCUCAAAACAUGUACCCAGGAGGAGGGGGUGGGUACCCCAACCCCCAGCAGCAAGGCGGGAUGAGACAGCCUUUCCCAGGGGCCGGAGGGAACGUCGGAAUGAUGAACCCAGCCCAACAAGGAAUGAUGGGACAACAAGGUUUCGGACAGAUGGGACCCCAGAUGGGAAAUCAAAUGGGCAACCCAAUGGGCGGACAAAUGCCAGGUCAAAUGCCUAACCAAAUGCAGCAAAUGCAACAGCAGAUGGUAAUGCAGCCUCAAAUGCAGCCUCAGAUCCAACCCCAAAUGCAGCAAGGAAUGCAAAUGCAGCAGCAACAGGCUAUGCAGCAACAAAUGCAGCAAAUGCAGAUGAACCAACAAGGAAUGGGUGCUGUCGGAGGAGUGAUGCCCCCACAACAAAUGGCUCCUCAACCUCCACAGCAGCCUAUGCAACCAGUUCAACCACCCCAGCAGCAACAGCAGGGUGUCACCACCCCUCAGCAAACGCCGCCCCAGCCUCCUACGCCUGCUCAGCAAUCCCAGCCUAAAGACUUAAACACAGCCAUGCUUUGCAGGUUGGGCCAAGAGACGGUGCAUGACAUCGUCUCCAGGACUCAAGAGUUAUUCUCAGUAUUGAAAUCUAUUCAACCUCCUAAUGGCACUCCUCAAGGUCAGUCCUCAAGCAAUGACAAGAAAAAUAAGGCACAGGAACAAUUGAAAUCACUUAGGAUCCUAUUUAAAAGACUUCGCGUGAUUUACGACAAGUGCAAUGACAACUGUCAAGGAAUGGAAUAUACACAUAUAGAGAGUCUCAUUCCAUUGAAAGAUGAGUGGGAUAUGAAGUCUGAUGAAAAGAAAACUUCGGAAGUUUACAAGCAGAGCUGCGAGGAGCAAAAUGAAAUUGUGGAGCAAGUUAUGCUUAAAAACAAACAACUUAAAGAAGUUAUUGACAACAUGAGGAAAAUAAUUUGGGAGAUCAAUACUAUGCUUGCAAUGAGACGCUCGUGAAUGAUUGCAAUCUUUCUUAUUUAUAUUUGAAGACACCACACUUUUUAAUGUUCCAUUGUUUGUUUUAAAUGCAGAGAAUUUAAACUAUCACUGUAUACUAAAAAAAAAUUGUUCUCUAAAAAAGCAAAAACUCUUUAAGGUGAAAAGCUUCUUUUUUAAUUAAACUUGAAACUUUCUACUAUAAUUUAUAGGAAAAACAAGAUAAGUAGCAAAAAGAAUAAGAAACUUAAUAAAGCUGAGGAAU